Messenger RNA from Wasmannia auropunctata (little fire ant), 2415 nucleotides. RefSeq names its product glomulin. Gene Ontology annotation, molecular function: ubiquitin-protein transferase inhibitor activity. The coding region runs from base 544 to 2334 and encodes 596 amino acids. The record is from RefSeq and is a predicted model, not a curated record. Gene Ontology annotation, cellular component: cytoplasm. Lineage: Eukaryota; Metazoa; Arthropoda; Insecta; Hymenoptera; Formicidae. The transcript is spliced from 2 exons.
AAUUGGUGACUUGUGAAAGAUACCGAAUCUCCUGUCAUGCAUCACGUUUCGUCUCGCCUUGUAUUUCCUCCCACGAAGGGAUCUUUCUCUCUAUGAUUUUUUUUUCGCGUUGUCGAAUUUCUUUCGGUUCGAUCGUCGUUCGAUCAAGUCCGUUCCAUUCCGUGAAUACAUUUUCGCAUUGAGAGCAGGAGAUUAUUGCGUCAUUUUGUGUCUCGCUCUUGCGCGGAGACAUAACCUCGCGUGAGGACGCGUUUUCGAGAAUUGAACGACGAGAAGCUGCGUGUCGUGCAACCCGAACGGAGACGUGUCGGAAGCAUGUUAAAAGUCACCGGUGACGGCUAGCAAGAGGAAGAAAAAAACCCUCGUUUUUUUGGGAGAUACUUGUUUCUUUUUCAAGGACGACAACAGGAAAAAUAUACGUAUCUGCGUAUUUCUUUGAUGGAAAGCUCGUAAACACGUGAUUGAACAACCCCGAGAAGGAACCAGGAACAGAAAGGGUAAAUCUGCAUUUUACAUGUUCUCGCCAUCGUCAGCUUUACGAGCAUGUUGACGCGGGUAUUCGUCAACCGGGUCACCGACCUUCUCGACGAGUGUAAAACUACGGAAAUCAUACAACUUUUGAAGGAGGAUCGCCUGAUCACUGAAAGUGGCUUGAGCGACAUCGUGUCUGCCGUCGUUCCGAAUCUCACGAGCUCCGCGUCACGACAGAAGAAAGCGUCGUUUGAUUGCUGUUCAAACGUAUUGACGUUCAUAGCUGAGAAUUGUGAGGCCACCGUAGCCGUAAACGUAUUCCCGAAACACUUGAAGCACGCGAGCGAUCAUGUGCAUUUCUGUACCAUCCUGGAUGCAAUGCGUUCUUGCCUGAUGAGGAUAGAAAGGAAGGAUAGAGUAAUUUUUCGGUGCUUGAAAUCCAUCAAAAGCUACAAUAAAGCUCUACCACUGCCAGACGAAAUUGAUGAUCCGGAUGAUCCAGUGAUCGACAGAAUUAUAUGUACGUAUAAGGCAAUCACCCUGUUCUUAGAACCGUUGAUACGAGAGGCGAAAGAUAUCGAUUCUAAGGAGAAAAAGGACCAUGGACUCGGGCUCGGGGAUCAUCUCGUGGGCUUUCUUAUCUCUCUAUGUGAAAAACCCCUUUGCUGCUUGGACAAAUACAUAGGCGAAGAAACGGCGUAUAAAGAACUCGUGGAUAUUAUAGUGACACACGUACUUCACUUCACCGGAGAUAUAUUAUAUUUUUUGGAUAUUGUCGGCAAACGUAGUAGAAAACUUAUUUCCGUUAAACCGCUACGUAAAUACCGUCAAAGAAACAAGGAACUUUCUUCGCACAGCGACAAGCCCUGCGACUGGACUUUUAAUGUAUCGAAUACAGAGUAUGCUAAUUUUUACUUUUAUAUAAUUACCAAAGAGAACAAUUGGAUAAACGUACCACAAGUAUAUAAUUCUUACUACGUUCUUGAGGCGUGUACAUAUUUUUUCAAGAUAUUGCUAAGCGAAGAUUAUUCAAUCCACAAUGGAUUAAUUUUCAUGGAAAACGUUGUAAAACGGAUUCCACGUCGCUCCGUAGAUUCUGAGGUGUUAAGACUGGAUAUAUAUACAGAGUUGUUUCAACCUAUCAUUAAAGUGAUGAUUUACUCUGAUAAUGAUAAGCAACGGAAGAAGGCAGUACGUGUUUUUCAAGACUAUAUCGAGUUGUUUAACUUGGAAGCUAGAUACACUAUUAUGUUGUAUUUAUAUGAGAUUGCCGAACAUUCUGGUCUGUUGAGCUUCAUCACUGGCAUUUUUAAAUCUUCCAUCAUCGAAUGUCUCGAUUCAACUCCACGAAAUCCCCAGUUUCUCGGAAGGAAUAUGGAAUUGUUAUUGAAAAAGGUUUGCAGUCUGCCACACGGAAGUUCGUCCGAUGUCGUGGAAAUAUCAGAUGAAAUCAUUACUGCACUGAACUUGCUGAGAUUCUUGUUUAUCAGAGAUAAAAAUAAUGAGACGGGCGCUUGGAAUAUGAUAAAUAUGUUAAAAAAGGAUUAUCUGAAUCCGUUGAGAGAAGGCAUAGACUUGUGCAGAGCACAUUGGAGAGUGAAGACGAAAGAUUUGGAGCAACAGAAAAAGGAUUUAGCUAAAGAACAAGAUUACAGCAAGAUAAUGAAGGCUCAUAUGGAAGUUGCAUUGACCGUUGGCGGUGAACAAUUACCAGUUAUGCCGAUCGCUGAAAAAAUUUCCAUUUGUUAUCAAGUGAUAAAUGGUUUAGAUGUAAUGGAAAGUAUUCUUAUACGAGUUAACGAAUGCAUAGACAUGAAUGAAAAAUGUGUGGAAAAGUCUGAUGGAUGUACUGAGUCGAAAUAAGAUCAAUCAAUGAAAAUGUCAUGCUAUUGUAAAGUUGUAAUUGUUGUUUAAGAUUUAAUAAAACCUUUUUUUUUAAAUCUA